AGAAUCAAAACAAGAACUCGAGACCAAAGGAUGCCGGUGAGUCCUCUGUAAGUCAACAGUCCGACGACGAAAGGGUAUUCCGAUUCAGAACCCUCGAUCUGGAGAAAUACAUCCAGUCUCCUAUUCCGUCACUAAUGGAGGCAGAAGCCGGCGGCGUUUCGGUGGCAGUAGCAAUCGUGGCGUGUACCGCCAUGACUAUUUUCUACGUCGCUAUUCUUUACUCUCCUACAUUGAUAUUUCGUCUCCCGCCUCCAUCCUCCUUCAAAAGCUUCAUGAUUCGACGCUUCGUUUGUGCUGGUAUCUCUACUGUCGUUUCACUUCUUGUCUGUGCUUUUAUCCUCCCUAUAAAGAGCUGGGAGGUGUCAUACCUUUUUAGCGCUUAUGGUGUCCGUCUGCACCACACAUGGCAAGCUGUGAUUCUUCCUCUUUCCUUGACUUCUCUAAUGUAUGCUGGAUCAUUUGUCCUUAAAUUCUUCUCACUAUGGAGCUCUUGGGCUGAGCACGAGGAUCAUGGGAUGGAUCUAUCAUUUAAUGGCUUAAGAAGUGUUUUUCUAAAGCUCAUUAACUUGACGUUAUCAGUUGUUUCCAAUAUUUCAGCAUGGAGAAUGUAUAUUGUGGCUCCCCUUACAGAAGAGUUGGUUUUCAGAUCUUGUAUGAUACCUUUACUUCUAUGUGGAGGAUUUAAACCAUAUACAGUAAUACUUCUCUCUCCUGUUUUUUUUAGCCUAGCUCAUUUGAACCAUUUAUUGGAGUUCUACAUGCAGCAAGAUACCAGCUUGCUGAAAGCUUGCAUGGUUGUAGGUUUUCAGCUUGGCUACACUGUGAUCUUUGGGUCAUAUGCAUCAUUUCUCUUUGUUCGAACUGGACAUCUAGCAGCACCACUUGUGUCACAUAUGUUUUGCAAUUUCAUGGGCCUUCCUGCAUUCUUUUCACAAAAGACAGGGAUGGUGAGUGUGGGAUUCGUGGCAGGGGUGUUGGGCUUUGUAUAUCUUUUGUUUCCACUCACUUCUCCAGACUUAUACAAUGAUAGAAUCGAUGAUUGCAAAUGUUGGCAUAGAUACUGUGAUUGGAGCUAGAGAUUAUGCUGCUGCUUAUUGAUACCAGAUUGGCUAGGGGUGUUGUAACCUGUAAUCGGACCCAGAAUAUGGAAAUGCGCUAAGGUCUUAGGUAAUAGUUUUUAUGUUUUAGUC
Cynara cardunculus var. scolymus (artichoke) is the source of this 1190-nucleotide messenger RNA. RefSeq names its product CAAX prenyl protease 2. NCBI's taxonomy places the organism in Eukaryota, Viridiplantae, Streptophyta, Magnoliopsida, Asterales, Asteraceae. The transcript has 9 exons. The coding region runs from base 135 to 1076 and encodes 313 amino acids. The record is from RefSeq and is a predicted model, not a curated record. Gene Ontology annotation, cellular component: endoplasmic reticulum membrane. Gene Ontology annotation, molecular function: metalloendopeptidase activity. Gene Ontology annotation, biological process: CAAX-box protein processing.